AUGUGCCAAUAUCAGUACCAUUAUUACAGUUAUUGCAAGCACCAAGAAUUCAUUCUUGUCAAGCUUUGUGAAAGCACCAUCUCUCUAGCUCACUUCAACAAACACCAACCAACACACAACACAGAAGUCGCGACUGACAAAGCGCUUCCCAUCAAUACAAGUCCCGCGUUGUCUUUCGCAGCCAAAUCCGACUCCUGCACUACACCAUCCAUUGUUUUGACAGGACAAGUUGACCAUUCUAUCUAUCCAUCGAGCAACAUCAUACACAUCAUAGUGAGCGCCAUGGCUCUCGACUCACACGGGAUGAGCGACCAUGAGCAGGAGUUUGCACAGGAAGCGGAACGCCGUUACAACGAUAUCAUCAGCGGCGGAAAACCUCCUGCCUACUACAAAGCCAUCGAGAUUCAACUGCAGCAAGUGCUUGACAGAGUCCGCCAGCUCAGUGACCCCAGCUCUUCGGCAGCUGUAAGACUCCAACAACUCCAUGAGCACAACGACCAGUCAUCGAGUCAAGCAUCCUCUAUCAGCCCCUCGACCUCUGACCCCGUGCUUCUUGAGAACUUCCCUGCCCUCUCCCUCACAAUUGUUCCUCGCAGCGAUGCCACAACCCAAUCCUACGCAAAGGUUGUUAAGAACUCUCUUCCGCAGCAGCCACCCCAUGUCACUUCGGAACAUGAGCCUCAGGAUCCAGUUGAGCCUCGAACUGUGUCUCGGAUCUCCUCCAACCAAGAUGAAGACAGCGAUUGGUGUGUCGUUGACCGAUCGAGUCGUGGCACUCGCUCUCAGAAGCCGCGCGCCCUUUUCACUGAGCGAAAUGCACGCAAGUCGAUCCCGAAGGCAUGGAUGCAAGCAGACGAUGAUGCUCAGAUCGCGCAGUCCAUGACUGAAGAUGCUUCAGUGGCACCUCAAUCGAGUCCAAACAAGUCUUUGCAGCGCACCACUCGCGUCAAAGGCCCUCAUACCCAGCUCGCCCAAACCCAGACCAACUCUCUCAAGUCCAAGCCAAGCAAGCCCACUUUGACCAAGACAACAGCAUCGAAGACGCCAGGUUAUGCCUCACCCACAAAGGCCUCCAAGCAUCGCACUGUUGUAACAUCUGAGUCUGCUAGAUCACCUUCCCCUUGCAAGUCCAGGUCUGUGCGUGCCGACGCAAUGUCCAGAGCAGCCAUCUCUCCAUCCCAACAAAGCUCGCCCACUCGAUCUAUUGCAUCUGCAGUCUUUGAUGCUUCUCGCCGUAAGGUUCUUUCUGCACAUGGUAAACACCCUUCAACUUCGACACCGUUCGGUCUGGAUGGCGCAUGCGACAUCGAUCAACCCAGCACGUUGCAGACUUUCUCUGGCAACUCUGUACGCCCACCCAAGAAGGCAAAAGUCGAUCUGAGAAUCAACAUUCCAGAGCUUUCCAGUAGUUUGCCUCGCCCAGGCAGCCCGUCUCGGAUUCCCAUCGCUGUUCCGUCAAGUUGUCCAGCUGCGGAAUCUGAGCCUACAACUCCUGACCGUAUGAUUGAGCCCGCCGAAGCUGACAGGACUACUGUCAAGCCUGUCGAUAGAGCAGCAAUACUUGAGCCUAUCAGAAGACGUCUUUCUAGUGCUUCCACUUCCAGCCAGCGACGAUCAAAUGCUUCUUCAAUCGAACGACCACGCAAAGACUCUAGAGCCUCGCAGUCGAAAGAGUCCGCUCUAGUUGAAGGCGAUCCUCAGAACGAGCACAUCAUGUUCGAUGCCUCAAAAAUGGACCGUACGCAGUCCAAGACUCAGCAGCCAUCCAACACUGUUGUCUCAUCGCUGACAGCUUCUCUCAAACCCGCCUCCGCGCUGUUGCUCGACACCAUCAAACAAACUGCCGAAGCUCACGCUGUUCGACAAGGCAACAGCCAGAUCGAAAGCGCUGCUUCCCCAAUCAAUGAAGCAUAUGAAGCAAAGAAGUUGCAUGAAUUCCAAGCAGCCUGCCGUUCGCAACACAUCUCCUGCGCUUCAUCUCCAGAGAAAGACCCUGCAGUGCUGAGAUGCGGUCCAGUCAAAACUGAGCCCUUAGAAAAGAAGAGGAGAUCCACGUCUGGCCCUGCUAGAUUCAGCCUGCGCGCUACUGCUGCUCAGUUCAUUCCUGCGACUCCUCCAAGUGAUGGAUAUUUGCCAUUGAGUGCACGUGAGCCUUCAUUUGGGCUUCCUCUGCCACCUGUGCUUCCUGAUCUCGUCGGACCUGCGCUUGGAUUCGCACCACCGACUGUACCUGGGUUUCUCCCAAUCUGUCCAUCAAUCCUUCCCAUGGCAGUUUCUCAGAAAGCUCCCCAACAGCUUGCAACUCAGUGUCCUUCGGCUAUCGAUGGCUACUCGAGCUGGAUACCCGAGGAUGAGUGGUACGACCUUCCCUUUGAGGCCAGGACAGCAAUUCUCAGAGAGCGAAAAGAGCGUAGAUCCAGCUCUGUUUCGUCUCCUGGACUCUCUUCAGCCAUGUUCUCCAACAUCACGACCAGUCCAUCUUUGUCCUCGCUCGGACCUGUCGCCGACACAAGCAUGAAUUUCUACAAACCGCAAUGGGACUGGAUGACCCCUGCUCACAAUGGUGUCAGAUUUGGCAGGGCACCUCUUCCAAUCAUGCCUGACUUUCAAGAUGAUGGCCAUCAUCGCAAAGGUUGGGACGUCAAAUCUGCCGCUCCCGGAUGGCGCUACGGUUGGCGUGGCGGCGAUGGCCUGGAAAUCUCAUUCAAGGGACACGGUCCCGUCGCCGAAAGAAAUCCAAAUGCACCAGUCAACUUCAACGAGUACAACACUGACCUCUACGGCAAGCCUACUAAGAAAGGCCACAAGAUUGGUGACCGCAAGAUUGGUGACCGCAAGUGGUCUAAGAAGAACGGAGGCUCACCUAACAGUCGUGUCAGAGAAUGGGCCAGGAACGCAGACUAUCCCUCUGUUCCCUGUGGCAACUUUGAAGUCGUCCAGGCUACUGAACAUCUUCCAAGCUUCUCUGAUGCAUGGUGUCACAGUUGUUUGCCUGCGCACAUUUGA
Messenger RNA from Aureobasidium melanogenum CBS 110374, 3006 nucleotides. RefSeq lists its product as uncharacterized. The record is from RefSeq and is a predicted model, not a curated record. The transcript is spliced from 3 exons. The coding region runs from base 1 to 3006 and encodes 1001 amino acids. NCBI's taxonomy places the organism in Eukaryota, Fungi, Ascomycota, Dothideomycetes, Dothideales, Saccotheciaceae.